Messenger RNA from Pungitius pungitius (ninespine stickleback), 8931 nucleotides. RefSeq names its product potassium large conductance calcium-activated channel, subfamily M, alpha member 1a (gene kcnma1a). Gene Ontology annotation, cellular component: postsynaptic membrane. NCBI's taxonomy places the organism in Eukaryota, Metazoa, Chordata, Actinopteri, Perciformes, Gasterosteidae. Gene Ontology annotation, molecular function: large conductance calcium-activated potassium channel activity. The transcript has 30 exons. The record is from RefSeq and is a predicted model, not a curated record. Gene Ontology annotation, biological process: potassium ion transmembrane transport. The coding region runs from base 789 to 4571 and encodes 1260 amino acids.
CUCACUCAGCUGGCCGCUGCGCGCCAGGGCUGCAGGGGGAUCGAAUGGAGACGGUGACAUCCAACCGAGCGCCUGUGCAUUUUACGCAGGAGUGACAACCGAAAAAAAAGAAGAAAAAAAAAAAACCCCGACCGCAAGAUGAUGUAGUCUUCAUCGCUGCAGAGAUAGUUCACCAGCUGCAGGAUUCAAUCAUUUCUCUUUUUGUUGUUGUUGUAGUGUUGUUUUUUUUUUUUUUUGGGGUUCCCAGCCGUUCGAUUUUGACGCUUUAGAGAAAGUGAACUCGAUCGAUCGGAGCCGACGGGAUCCCCUUUGAAUGGAAGGCGGUUAGAGAGGUCGCCUCGCCGAGAGAAACCGGCAGCGGACGGUCCUCCCCGGCCGUGUUUACUACACCGCUUCGACGUUUCCCUUCGGCGGCGUCGUCGUCGUCGUCGUUGUCGUCAUCAUGGCGUUUGGCGUGAACGAGCCGCGGAAGCUGUCGGACUGAGACGCGGCUAAGAAUUCGUCAAUAUUGCGGAAAUUAAAUGCCUCUGUCCAAGGGCCACCGACCCGCUGUUUCGGUCAGGUCCGCGCGUGCGGCGUCUCGCGCCGUCACGAAGAAGCGACUCGCAGGCUGCUGAACUACAGAAAGAGACUCCGUCGGGUGGGUUCGAGACAUUUGACAGCCAAGAAAGGGGGUUCGUGGGGGGUAUUUUUGUUUGUUUGUUUGUUUGUUUGUUUUUUCACCCCCCAAGCAAUAUGGCAGGUGAGCGGGGCUGGGGACGCUGGCACGGGCUCUCCAAGGCGCCUAAAUGCUAGCUGAGGCAGGUGGCACCGUUCUCCAUGGACGCGACAGCUCUAUGAGGACAAGCAAUAUCAACACUGAUAGAAAUCCCGACUAUUCAAUCUUAAUAUCCAAGAUGGAAGACGUCGUCAUCCCGUUCUCGUCCGAGGUGCCCUGCGACAAUAAUGGACAGCGCAUGUGGUGGGCAUUCCUCGCCUCCUCCAUGGUGACGUUUUUUGGGGGUCUCUUCAUCAUCCUGCUGUGGAGGACGCUGAAAUACAUGUGGACAGUUUGCUGCCACUGCAACAUCAAACCCAAGGAGGCUCAGAAGGUGAUAAAUCCCGCCAACAAUCCGUCAGCAGAUAAACCAAAGGGCGAUGAGAAGGAGGAGGUCCCCAUCAGCGAGGUGGGAUGGAUGACUUCAGUAAAAGACUGGGCCGGGGUCAUGAUCUCCGCUCAGACCAUCACCGGCCGAGUUCUGGUGGUGUUAGUCUUUGCGCUCAGCAUCGGGGCCCUUGGAAUAUACUUCAUUGACUCAUCAGAUCCAAUAGAAUCCUGUCAGAACUUCUACAAAGAUUUCACGUUACAAAUCGAUAUGGCCUUCAACGUCUUCUUCCUUCUUUACUUUGGCCUGCGGUUCAUAGCGGCCAAUGAUAAGCUGUGGUUCUGGCUGGAGGUCAACUCAGUGGUCGACUUCUUCACUGUUCCUCCCGUGUUUGUUUCUGUUUACCUGAACAGAAGCUGGCUCGGUUUAAGAUUUCUCAGAGCACUAAGAUUGAUACAGUUUUCAGAAAUUCUUCAGUUUUUGAAUAUCUUGAAAACAAGUAACUCCAUCAAGCUGGUGAACCUAUGUUCCAUCUUCAUAAGCACGUGGCUCACAGCAGCUGGAUUCAUACAUUUGGUGGAAAACUCAGGGGAUCCUUGGGAAAACUUCAAGAAUUCCCAGUCCCUUUCCUAUUGGGAAUGUGUCUACUUGCUGAUGGUGACAAUGUCCACAGUGGGCUACGGGGAUGUCUAUGCAAAAACCACCUUGGGGCGCCUGUUUAUGGUCUUCUUCAUCCUUGGUGGUUUGGCCAUGUUUGCCAGCUACGUCCCUGAAAUCAUAGAGUUAAUAGGAAACCGAAAGAAAUAUGGUGGUUCCUAUAGUGCGGUUAAUGGGAGAAAGCAUAUUGUGGUCUGUGGUCAUAUUACCCUCGAAAGUGUCUCCAACUUCCUCAAAGACUUCCUACACAAGGACAGGGAUGAUGUCAAUGUUGAAAUAGUUUUUCUCCAUAAUAUUUCCCCUAAUCUUGAGCUGGAAGCCUUGUUCAAACGCCAUUUUACCCAAGUAGAGUUCUACCAGGGAUCUGUUCUCAACCCUCACGACCUCGCCAGAGUGAAGAUCGAGGCAGCAGAUGCCUGCUUAAUCCUAGCCAACAAAUACUGUGCAGAUCCUGAUGCUGAAGAUGCCUCCAACAUCAUGAGGGUUAUUUCGAUCAAGAACUACCAUCCCAAGAUCAGAAUAAUCACACAAAUGCUGCAGUACCACAAUAAGGCCCAUCUGCUCAACAUUCCAAGCUGGAACUGGAGGGAGGGUGACGAUGCUAUCUGUCUGGCAGAGCUGAAGGCGGGCUUCAUUGCCCAGAGCUGUCUGGCUCAGGGCCUGUCCACCAUGCUAGCCAACCUCUUCUCCAUGAGGUCCUUCAUCGAGAUUGAGGAGGACACAUGGCAGAAGUAUUACCUAGAAGGGGUGGCUAAUGAGAUGUACACAGAGUAUUUAUCCAGUGCCUUUGUCGGCCUCACCUUCCCCACCAUCUGUGAGCUGUGUUACGUGAAGCUCAAGCUGCUGCUUAUUGCCAUCGAGUACAAGUCCGAGCAGAGAGAGAGCAGCAUCCUCAUCAACCCGGGCAACCAUGUCAAGAUGCAGGAAGGAACGCUCGGAUUUUUUAUCGCCAGUGACGCCAAGGAAGUUAAGAGAGCCUUUUUCUACUGCAAAGCUUGUCACGACGACAUCACAGACCCUAAGCGGAUCAAGAAGUGUGGCUGCAAGCGACCCAGGAUGUCCGUCUACAAACGAAUGAAACUGGCAUGUUGUUUUGAUUGCGGCUGUUCAGAGCAAGACUGCUCUUGCAUGUCAGGCAGUGUACAUAGUAACAUGGACACCCUUCAGAGGGCCUACCCACUUUCCUCUGUCUCUGUUCAUGAUUGCGCAACCACUUUACGUGCCUUCGACGACGACCAUCCAUCCACUGUCUCGCCCAAAAAAAAGCAACGCAACGGAGGGAUGCGAAACUCGCCCAACUGCUCGCCCAAAAUGAUGAGUCGACACGACCCUCUUGUCAUUCCCGGGAAUGACCAGAUGGAGGGCAUGGACAUGAGCGUGAAGAGGUAUGACUCGACAGGGAUGUUUCACUGGUGCCCAUCAAAAGACAUCGAAAAAGUAAUCCUGACCCGGAGUGAAGCCUCCAUGACAGUACUGAGCGGCCAUGUGGUGGUCUGUAUAUUUGGGGAUGUCACGUCCGCUUUGGUGGGGCUGCGAAACUUGGUGAUGCCUUUGAGAGCCAGCAAUUUCCACUACCACGAGCUUAAGCCUAUAGUGUUUGUGGGCUCGCUGGAUUACCUGCGAAGAGAGUGGGAGACUUUACACAACUUCCCCAAAGUCUCCAUCUUACCUGGUACGCCAUUAAGCCGGGCAGAUUUAAGGGCUGUCAACAUCAACCUCUGCGACAUGUGCGUAAUACUGUCAGCCAAUCAGAACAAUAUUGAAGAUACCUCACUGCAGGAUAAGGAAUGCAUCUUGGCGUCGCUCAACAUCAAAUCAAUGCAGUUUGAUGACAGCAUUGGGGUCCUGCAGGCUAAUUCCCAAGGUUUCACGCCUCCUGGAAUGGACAGGUCAUCUCCAGACAGCAGUCCAGUACAUGGCUUUGUGCGUCAGGCUUCUGUCACCACCGGCUCCAACAUCCCCAUCAUCACAGAACUAGUGAACGACUCAAACGUUCAGUUCCUGGACCAAGAUGAUGAUGACGACCCAGACACGGAGCUGUAUCUCACUCAGCCCUUCGCCUGCGGCACCGCCUUUGCUGUCAGUGUACUCGACUCCCUGAUGAGCGCAACAUACUUCAACGACAACAUCCUUACGCUGAUCCGGACGCUGGUUACAGGGGGAGCCACGCCGGAGCUCGAGGGCCUGCUGGCUGAGGAGAACGCCCUGCGAGGCGGCUACAGCACACCUCAGACAUUGGCGAAUAGAGACAGGUGUCGCGUCGCCCAGCUCGCCCUCUACGACGGGCCAUUUGCCGACUUGGGGGACGGCGGUUGCUACGGGGAUUUAUUCUGUAAAGCACUGAAGACGUACAACAUGUUGUGUUUUGGGAUCUACAGAUUAAGAGACGCUCACCUAAAUGCACCGAGCCCGUGUACAAAACGGUAUGUGAUCACGAACCCACCCUAUGAGUUUGAGCUCGUGCCCACAGACCUGAUCUUCUGCCUUAUGCAGUUUGACCACAAUGCAGGCCAGUCCCGGACAAGCUUGUCCCACUCUUCCCACUCCUCCCAUUCCUCCAGCAAAAAGAGCUCCUCCGUUCACUCAAUCCCGCCCUCCAACCGGCAGAACCGCAGCAGUAAGACCCGCGAGUCGCGCGACAAACAGAAUGCAACAAGGAUGAAUAGAAUGGGCCAAGAAAAGAAAUGGUUUACAGAUGAACCAGAAAAUACCUACACAAGGAACAUUCAGAUCAAGCCCAUGAGCACUCAAAUGGCCAACCAAGUCAACCAAUACAAAUCCACUAGUAGUCUGAUUCCACCAAUCAGAGAAGUUGAAGAUGAAUGCUGAACACGGCAUUUCCUUGCUGACUCACCAGACAUCUAUAUACUCUUUCAAGAGAGAUGGAAGAUCACCCAUGGAGGAUUGAUGAUGAUGAUAACGAUGAUAUAUUUCUCUUCAUUCAUUCUUCUAAUGAAGGGAUCGGACAGAAGCCCAAAUUGGAAAGGACCUCUGAUGUGUAUACCUUUGAUGUUACCUCCAUGCUCUUGGACAUCGUUUUAUUUAUUAAUGUAUCCAUAGUGAUGUACAUAAUGACAAUCAACUAAGGAUUGUACAGCCCCUUCCCUCUAGCACCUUUUGAAAUUAUUUUAAGAGUUGAUAAAAAAAAAAAAGAGUACUUCCUGUAAUUCUUUGCAAUAGUUCACCUCAUGCUGUGACCAGACGCCAUUGCUAAUGUGACUGGUUAUCGAAGGAUGAGGUUUGCAGCGUUAAACUGAUCAUAUCAUCUCCCAAAGAUCUACCCAGAUGCCUCGCGUCAAACCAACUGGGUUCACCAACUUCAUGUCCCCCCAACCGCUUCUGUUCUAUUUGCACUAAAAAUGGACAAGUUUCUUUUGACAGAACACCCAGAAACCCCCCCCCCCCCCCCCCCCCCCCGAUGAAGAAAAGGGGGGAAGGCUGCUUGGUUUCGGAGGCUCGCUAGUCGUUGUUCUAAGGUUGUCAGGAAUCAUGUCAUUGCUUACAGUUUCACCGUUGACGUCGUCAUGUUGAGUGAGAGCAUUCCAGCCCUGCAGAGCAACAAUCAUGCUGCAGAACAGUAGUCUAUGAACACAGAGAGUGGUGCACUGAAAAAAAAAAACCAAACCACGCACCUACACGUCCUCUGCUGAUAUGUCAGAUCAUAAAGCCUGUGACUCUGUUUUAAGCUCCUAUUGCAUGAUAUGUGCCUGAGCCACCUCUAUUACAGACGCAGAGCUGUCGAUCAACCUGAGUAUGUGAGAAGGAGGAAAAAACAACUUACGCUGUCCUUUGGGAUCAUUUACGUUAUGUGCACGCUGUGUGUGUUUGUGUGUGCGUGCGCGCGUCCGUUUGUGCAUCGCACCCACGCGUCCUGACCAGUGCUGUAAACUGGUCCAUCACCGUGAAUUUAAUGGUGCACCUGGGAAGGAGCGGCAGGUGGGUGAAGUCGUGGUGGAAAACAAAACAGAAUCUAGAGGGUUUGGAUCUAUAAACAAAAUUAGUAUGUUGCAUCAAAGUAAAACUAAAGUCUCCAACUGUGAUUGAGCAAAUCCAACACAAACAGCAGCUGCGUGUCCGCUGUUGACGCUUUGCUGCCAUAGCUGCGGCACAAUUUGGGAUCACGAGAAGUGUGGUGUAUUUUCUGAUUGUUUUUUUUUUAGUUUUUUUGGUCUUUUACAAAAGUGUCAUGUCUGAGUAGAAGAAAUGCCACAUAUUGCAUGAAAGUGGGCAAUAAUGGGUCCUCCUUUGACCAAAGCAACUGCCUGGCACAGGGUUGGCACAGAGGCAAUGAAGCGCUUGGAUGUUCUCUGUUGCCAAUCCAGAUGUCACACGCCACAGAACUCUCAGGAGUUGAGCUGCUGUGUUCGGUCCUCUUAACACGGGGAACUGCUCAAACAUAGUUGGAUGGAAAUGCAACAUUGCCACAGACUGCUAAUAAGGAUACUGGAGAGGAACCAGUGUUCUUUAUGCUAGCCUGUGUGCAACAUGAGCAUGUAUUUUGCACAUAUUAACGACACUGAUAGAUCCAAAUCCAUCUUUAACGGAGGAGAGGAGGAUCGAGGUGGUAGCCUUGUACUCUUAAUACAUAUUCUUCAUGCAAAUAAGUAGUUGGGUUUAUACAUUUAAGCGUAAUUAUUUUUGUCUUCACAAACAUAAUCAAUUUGUACUUAUUUUUCUAGACAAGAACCAUGUGAAAAGUACUAUGGGAGAUACAAAUAUAUUUAAUUUCAACUGCCUAUCAAAGUAUUUUGCGUUUGACAAAAUCACCAUUUAUUUCAUGCUGUAUUAAAACAAAAUAUUUUUUUAUCCCCUAUGGCCCCUCUUUAAGAAAACUGCAUCACUCUGGAGCCAAUAAAGCGUAGACUAAUUUGCAUUGUGAAACUACCAUCUUCAGCCUGGCAGCUCGGCUUUGUUGAGUGCUUGUAGAAAUAGAUUAAGGCUCGUCUGUUUUAGUUGCAAAGAUAAGCCGUAUCUAGGAAAUAAUGCGUCUACUACUAAGCAUCCCUAGCGAAAACAUGUAGAUGGAAAGAGUAAGUAUAUGUUGACGGUAAAUGUUGUUCGGGGUGGAGAAGUAAUGAUAUUUGGGGAGAUGUUAGUCACCCCCUCUGUGUGCAGACCACAAGUGAAUGACUUUCAUUAGAUUUGUUUGACCUAAAUUAGGUUCAUAAGUUGGAGAUAAGAUAAGUUGGUGUGUUCGCUAAAACAUGUUUUUCACAAAAUAUGAUAGGGAGAAGCUGUCUGUGUAUUGCAGUGAUUCUCCUCUAUUGGCUCUAAAGAAACAUAAUCCCCCCCCAAAAAUAGAAAAAAAAUAAUAAUUUUGUCCUAAAUAUGUUUGUGUAAAUUCAACCCAUUAUAUAAGCCACAUUUCUUUUCGAACAAAAUUAUCUGAGCUUCAAUGUCUGUCUAUUGGGUGUGGUGCAACUAUACUGAAGCCUCACAUAUUGUCCUGAAGUGAACUUUUGAACUGUGAUUACAUUGUUGUCACACGUUGUAGCAAAUAGAUUUCUUUUGCAGAAAAAAUGUGAGUAAAAUGUAUGUAUAAUUGGGUUGUUAAUAGCAUAUUCGCUAGCCUGAACAAUAACUAUUAAUAUCUGAUAAUGGCAGUGACUCCUUACACAUAAAAACGACAAACUGAUUGUUGUGUUGAAAAAAAAAAAAAAAGAAAGACAAAUGUGUACUUUGAAAAUGAAAGAUCCUGGAUUCAAAUGAGAAAAGUAAAGGCAGAGUUUCAUCUGGUUUAUCAGCCAUCACAAUGAUGGAAGGUAGCUCCAGUUUAGCGGAGGUGUUUAAAAGAGACUACAUCCUUAAUUUUUCUUUUUUUAUUACUUUGUGUUAUUACAGGGUUUACAUUCCAUUUUGUCAGCUUUUCAUCUGUCAUAACAUGUCAAAACAGCUUAUUAUUUGUUUACAGAUUAUUUUGUGAGCUACUUAAACAUAGACUUGUUCAGAAAUAAAACAGUACAUAUUACAAACUGGCAUUAACAUAAACUCACAAAGUAAUGCCCCAUUUUCUUUUCACUACACUUGAUUACUGUGCUUUUUCUACCUGAACCUGCUGUGCGACGCACUCAGGCAGGUAUUUCUCUGCUUCCCACACACCUUGUCAUAUAUCUGUUUAGAUGUUUUAGGUCUUUGCAUUGUAUACCUCUAAAGUUUUAGAGUGUUUUUUGAAGUGCCAUGAAGAGUUUCGUUAUCAAGCAUCCUUCAGUCAUUCAGGGACACGCGCUCGCUUUUCGGGGAGCUCCGUCCAAACCUGUGUUUUUCCACUGUGACAACGGUGUCCUGCACUGGCAUGGAGAACAUCCAAGCCAUCAAUGCCUCCAUGCCAGUGCAGUGCCAGGCAGUGCAAGCGGUCAAGGGGAGGGCCCAUAUUAAGUCCCACUAUAGCGAAAAGUGGCAUUCGGGAGGUCCGCGGGGGAGGGGGGGGGGGGGGGUGGUGAGCGAGGUCAGACAGACAGUCUGCCCCCAGUCAUCAAACCUCGCACACACACGCACACAUGGUCUCUGGUGUGUGUGUGUGUGUGCGCGCUCGGUUACAGGCUGCCCGUUUGUGUUAUGUCGUGUUAUUCGUGAUGGAUGACUGAAAGAUGCACGUAGAGGCACACGCCUGUAACGUCACAUGUGUUGUCGUCCACUGAACAAAUGAAAGACUACGAUGCGUCAUACGUAACUGUUGCAGUAUGUUGCGUUAUUCUUGUUUAUCUAUUUUCUGUUGAUGUAAAGGAUGGACAGAUAAAUUAUUUGCUGGGAAUUGUUAUAGAUAUUAUAGAACAUAUAAAACUUGUGGGGAUGGGAGGGGGGGGUCUCAAGUCUUAACAAUACAUUAAAAUUGCAUUCAGCAAUUUCUUUUUUUUUGAGAAAAGUAACAAUAUGGUUAAUUUAUUUUGGCUGCCUAUGGGUUUCGGAAGAAUCAGGACAUUGCUCUUGCGUAUCUCAGAAAGGAUUUGUUGGCACAUUGUCAUUGCAGCAAACAGGAGUUUGACAUAGCGAUCUAAUUAGUUUGGAUGCGUUCUAGAUAUGAUGCAUACAUUGAUUAUUUGAUGGUGCUGAGUUGAUCAACCUGACUGUCAAAAAUAAUCUGCUGAUAAAUCUACUGUCUUGUACAAAACGUUUGUACAUAGAUUGUACAUGGUUUCUUUUUGUAUUUUCUCAAAUUAAAAUGGAUGUAUUUGUGUUCUAAACCUCUUUA